GCAAAAGCGCGACUGGAUGCCACCAACGACUGCCAGCUGAACCUACUGGCUGCCUUUAGGCUUGUCUUCUGGCACUGGAUGCAGCCUUCAGCUUAUGCUCUUCUGCUCUACGCGUGGAGCGAUGAUCCUUACUUCCGGUCGUCUGGAAGUAGCUUCCAGAUUGUGAUGGCUCUGGCAGUGCUCAUCCGUGAGGUCAUGUACUUUCUGUGCACCUCCCUUGCGUUGGUACAAUGCCCGGCCUUUCUCCUUGUUGAUGUGCCAGCUACGUGGCGCAGUGGUGCACGUGGUGAGGCUUUUGCAAGCGUGAUGAUGCCGGAGAAGUUUCUGGGCUGGUAUUUACAGGGUGCCGUGCCAUCGCAGGCAACUUCUAGGCGCUUCAACAGCUACUGUGGUACCGUUCUGGUGUUGGAUGGAUGCAGCUUCCUUGCUUUGUGGGCCGGUCUUGCAGGCUGGACAGCGCGCCCCCCGCUUCCCAUCAUGGUGUGCUACACCAUCACGGCCCUAAGCUUGUUGGCAAUUCCAAGCUGGGCUUUCGCAAUCAUUGUUGCUCGUGCAGCAGGUUUCUUGCCAGACAGUGGAGCAGGACGGCGCUCAAGCGAUGCGCUGGAUGUUCCUCUGGGGCGCAU
This is a messenger RNA of Symbiodinium pilosum, 626 nucleotides long. The record is from the annotation of a GenBank genome assembly. Lineage: Eukaryota; Dinophyceae; Suessiales; Symbiodiniaceae.